UUACUUUUACCACCAGCGACAGACUUUGCCUUGAUAUAUUUCUACUAUCGCUAACCCGAAGCAAGGGCAGUGGAAAGGUGCAUUAUAGAGCCUCAAGAAACUCUUUGCCGCCAAAAGAAGUUUGAUUCCGGGAGCCGGACCAAAGGAAUUCACCAUGGCACCACCCUCCGCCAUCGAGGUAUCAGCCGUAACGGACACUUCUGGAAUCAUUAUACCGGACCCUUUGACGGCGCCGGUGCAGAGCAAUGAGAUACUGGGAAGGAGAAACAAAACGAACAGGUCGCAAUGGGGCGUUGCAGCUCCAUCAAACACAGCCAACUUCCGACUAAAGUCUUAUGACCACAGACCGAAGGCGAAGCGAUGGGAACAUAUCUUGACCCACGAAGCUCUCACAAGGAAAGGUAACUCGCUAAAGGAAGCUGCGAAAUUUCUAGCCACUCCAGGUAUCAUCUCUUUAGGGGGUGGCUUACCAUCAAGCGAAUACUUUCCCUUUGAGGAGCUUUCGAUAAAGGUGCCUCAAGUCGGACGCUUCUCAGAAGCGGAAACCAAAGACUCGGGUGUGAUCCUCACAGCCGGCAAACACGAUCUCGCGGAGGACAAGUCCAAUUUCGAUAUCGCAACGGCCUUCAACUACGGCCAGGGUUCAGGAUCAGCACAGCUGCUACGAUGGGUCACCGAACAUACGGAAAUGGUGCACGACCCACCGUAUCAGGACUGGAGGUGCACGAUGAGCAUCGGAAGUACAUCUGCAACAGAUAUGGCCUUGAGGAUGUUCACAAGGCCUGGUGAUGUGAUGUUAUCAGAAGAGUAUACCUUCUCAGCAUUCGUAGAGACUGCACGACCCAUGGGCGUUCGCGUAUGCGGCGUCCCAGUCGACUCCGAAGGCUUACUUCCUGACGAAAUGGAUCACAUCCUCUCGACUUGGGAUGUCAAUGCCCGGGGUGCACGGAAGCCGCACCUCCUCUACACAGUGCCUACAGGCCAAAACCCGACAGGCGCAACACAAGGCGCAGAGCGUCGACAGGCCCUAUACAAGGUUUGCCAGAAACACGACGUUUAUAUCCUCGAAGACGAACCGUAUUAUUUCCUGCAAAUGCAGCCUUACACUGGCCCUAACGCUCCGGAUGUCCCACCACCAUCCACCCACUCAGACUUCCUCAAAUCACUUGUCCCAAGUUACCUUUCGAUGGACACCGACGGCCGUGUCAUGCGCCUCGACUCGUUUUCCAAAGUAAUUUCACCCGGCUCGCGCAUCGGCUGGAUCACUGCAUCCCAGCAAAUAGUCGAGAGGUAUUCAAAGCACGCUGACAUGUCGACGCAAAACCCCAGCGGCAUGUCUCAGCUGAUCCUAUACAAACUGCUGGAUGAGCACUGGGGCCACGCCGGCUACCUCGAUUGGCUCAUAUACAUCCGCCUCGAAUAUACAAAGCGCCGCGACACUAUACUCUCCGCCUGCGCCAAACACUUGCCUCGCGAGGUCAUGAGUUGGAAGCCACCCAUGGCGGGCAUGUUCCAUUGGAUGCAAAUCGACUUCCGGCAACACCCAGACUACCCGCAGAAGAACAUUGAGACGAUUGAAGAGGAGAUCUUCAUGCGAGUUAUUGAUCAUGGGGCGCUAGUUAUGAGGGGCAGUUGGUUCUAUGCUGAUGCCGAACAGGCACAUAACACGCUGUUCUUCAGGGCCACUUAUGCGGCUGCUCCAGCAGAGAAGAUUGAUGAGGGGAUUCGAAGAUUAGGAGAAGCUGUUAGAGAGGAGUUUGGGCUGGGGAAAUAUGCAAAGGGCGUGGCGGAUGGUUGUUAGAUAUGAGGGUAUCUGUGCUUAUGCUAUUUAGAGACUGCAUCUAGACGCAAUGCUAAUUGAAUAUGCGCGUAUCAAACACUGCGUGCAUUAAUUGAGUUGUAUUAGAGAAAGAGAUGGGUAUCAUGUCAUCGCGACCAAGUCGUACGUAUCAUUUCCGUAGCGCAUCUCAAGACCUAAGCCCUUGCUCAUCGCUUUGCCUGGUACCUUGACCCUCUUCC
Messenger RNA from Cucurbitaria berberidis CBS 394.84, 2019 nucleotides. RefSeq names its product aromatic amino acid aminotransferase 1. Lineage: Eukaryota; Fungi; Ascomycota; Dothideomycetes; Pleosporales; Cucurbitariaceae. Gene Ontology annotation, molecular function: L-2-aminoadipate:2-oxoglutarate transaminase activity; aromatic-amino-acid:2-oxoglutarate transaminase activity; pyridoxal phosphate binding. The coding region runs from base 155 to 1801 and encodes 548 amino acids. The transcript has 2 exons. Gene Ontology annotation, biological process: L-tyrosine biosynthetic process; aromatic amino acid catabolic process. The record is from RefSeq and is a predicted model, not a curated record.